AUGUCUAACACUAACCAUACAGUAUCAUCGGUCACAGAAUUUAUUAUCAUCGGUUUUCCUGGACUGCAGGACCAAGGGAAUAAAACCAUCUUGUUUUCUGUUUUCCUCGUUGCCUAUCUCAUCAUUGUAUUAGGAAACCUGUUAAUCAUAUUUAUAUUUGUCUAUGAUGAAUCCCUUCACACUCCCAUGUAUAUAUUAAUAUGCAAUCUGGCAGUUUUGGACAUUUGCCUAACCACAAUAACACUCCCUAAAAUGUUAGCUCUUUUCUUGUUCAAUUCCAGUUUAAUUUCAUUUAAUGCCUGUUUUACUCAGAUGUUCUUUUUUCUAGGUCUAGGAGUUGCUGAAUCCUUUCUCCUCACAGUCAUGGCUUAUGACAGAUACCUAGCAAUCUGUAAACCACUGCACUACCAUGACUUAAUGACGAACAGUCUUGCCAUUAGACAUGUUAUGUGGUGCUGGGUUGGGGGAUUUCUUGCAAUAAUCAUUCCUCUGAUUCUUGCUCUGAGGUUGCCUUUCUGUGGACCUGACAAAAUUCUACACUGUUUCUGUGAUCAUUCCUCAGUUCUCAGAUUAGCCUGUGCUAAUGUUGUCAUCAACAGCAUUCUGGGAUUGACCAUAGCAUUGAGUGUGGUCUUGAUCUCCUUGUUACUGAUCCUGCUGUCUUACAUGAUGAUCAUUAAGUCAGUGCUCGUGAUAUCAACAUCUGAAGGGAGAACCAAAGCUUUCUCCACCUGCACUUCACACCUGCUGGUCAUCUCUGUCUUCUUCCUCACUGCAGCAGGUGUCUACAUUUCCUACAGGAUUCCUGGGACAUCAGAAGAUUUGCGCAUCAUGGCAGCAGUAUUUCAGAAUGUCUUCCCUCCUCUCAUGAAUCCCAUCAUCUAUUGUCUGAGAACUAAAGAGAUCAGGGACAGUUUUGUUAAAAUUCUAAUGAAAAGAAGAGUUUUAGCCCUUUCAAUGUGA
Molecule: messenger RNA, 963 nt
Organism: Lepisosteus oculatus (spotted gar)
Lineage: Eukaryota; Metazoa; Chordata; Actinopteri; Semionotiformes; Lepisosteidae
Product: olfactory receptor 6N1-like
Biological process (GO): G protein-coupled receptor signaling pathway
Cellular component (GO): membrane
Molecular function (GO): G protein-coupled receptor activity; olfactory receptor activity
Source: RefSeq, a predicted model, not a curated record